Messenger RNA from Oncorhynchus masou masou (cherry salmon), 15867 nucleotides. RefSeq names its product chromodomain helicase DNA binding protein 6 (gene chd6). NCBI's taxonomy places the organism in Eukaryota, Metazoa, Chordata, Actinopteri, Salmoniformes, Salmonidae. Gene Ontology annotation, molecular function: ATP-dependent chromatin remodeler activity; protein binding; ATP binding. The transcript is spliced from 38 exons. Bases 242 to 9457 code for a protein of 3071 amino acids. The record is from RefSeq and is a predicted model, not a curated record.
AUUAAACAUGAGCAAAGACGUGGAAUGUUACAUUUUUUUUCCUUCAACGAAAGCACCAUGAUUGGUGAAUGCAAGGAAGAAGAAAUAUAAAACCACCGGAGAGCCGUACAGCAAUGAAACCAUUAGAUUGAGACCACGAAAAAAAAACGUGUUAAACGAAGGACCGAAAACCGAGUGACUUUCAUGGCCGAAAAAGGAGGUUUUCGUGCGGUUUUAUGAUGCAGCGACGGUGAAGAGAAACAUGAAGAUACAAAAUAAGGACAAACAGAUGUCUACCAUCCACUUACUAAAGCACACUCCAGCUACAGCAGCCUCUACUGCCACUGACCAAAAUGCACAAACUCCAUUUCCCAGCGGACCUUUAGGCUCCAAGGACCAGAUCAGGGUCCUAGGAGGCGGGCAGAUCAAUCACUGCAUGUCCCACGCCAAGCACCCCAGGAUGGGCGAGGCGGGCACUAGUUCAGGCAGCCUCAGCCCCUGCGCCCCCUCGUCACCCCUCAAUAGCGAGGAGGACGAUGGAGGAGGCGGGCGGCGGGCGAAGAAGAAGAAACGAAAGAAAAAAGACAAAAAGGGCGAGCCUGGUGCCGCCUGGCAGCACAAGGGCUUGGAGAAGGACAACAAACCAAAGAAAAAGAGGCAGCAGAAAGAAGGGAAGGAGCUGCUGCCAUGCAAGUCUAAGGCGCCCAAGAAGUUGGAGGUCAAGGUGAAGGAGGUGAAGUCGCCGAAAGAGGCACCAAAAGAGGUGAAGAGAGGGAGGAAACCCAAGGUGCAGGCCCCGCCCCUGGCCAAGCCCCCUGCAGAAUGCAAGAGCGCCCCAUCUCCUCCCAGGCAGAGGGGCCGCAAACCCAGAGAGCAAGUCCUACAAGGGCCGGUACCAGUGGAGAAGAAGAAAAAGGGCAAGAGGAAAAGCGUGGCUGUCCUCCAGGAGGCUGGAGAGAGCGACGACGCGGCCUCCCUGUCCACGCUGGUCGUGGGGGGAGAGGAGAGCAUCGACCCCCUUGACAACACUAAGCGUCGCUCAGGGCGACAGGUGAAGCGCAGAAAGUACAACGAGGACCUGGACUUCAAGGUGGUAGAUGAUGACGGGGAGACCAUCGCCGUGCUGGGGACAGGCCGUAUCCCUGCCCUCAACGCUGCCACUCUCGCCUGGCAGGCUGAGGAGCCCCCUGAAGAUGAGGCAAACAUCAUUGAGAAAAUCCUCUCGGUUCGAACUGCGAAGAAAGAGGCAUCCCCUGAGGAGGCACCUGAGGAGUCAGAGGAGUUCUAUGUCAAGUACAGAAAUUUCUCCUACCUGCAUUGUAAGUGGGCAACCUUAGAGGAUUUGGAGAAGGACCCUCGCAUACACCAAAAAAUCAAGCGCUUCAGGACUAAGCAGGCCCAAAUGAAGCACAUAUUUGUUGAGCCUGAUGAAGACCUCUUUAACCCUGACUACAUAGAGGUGGAUCGAAUUCUGGAGGUGGCCAUCACUACAGACACAGAGACAGGAGAGGAGGUGACACACUACCUAGUGAAAUGGUGCUCCCUGUCCUAUGAGGAGGCUACAUGGGAGCUUCAAGAGGACGUGGACCCGGGGAAGAUUCGGGAGUUUGAGGAGAUCAAGAGGAUUCCUGAAUACAAAUUUGUGGAGAGACCGCAGCCAGACAAGUGGCAGAAGCUGGACAAGUCCAAAGACUACCGAAAUGGGAAUCAGCUGAGAGAGUACCAGCUGGAAGGCAUGAACUGGCUGCUCUUCAACUGGUACAACAGGAAGAACUGCAUCCUGGCUGACGAGAUGGGCCUGGGGAAGACCAUCCAGUCCAUCACCUUCCUCUUCGAGAUGUUUUCCAUGGGCCUGCGGGGGCCCUUCCUCAUCAUCGCCCCCCUCUCCACCAUCACCAAUUGGGAGAGGGAGUUCCGUACCUGGACGGAGAUCAAUGUCAUCGUCUACCACGGCAGCCAGAUCAGCCGCCAGAUGAUCCACCAGUACGAGAUGUACCACAAGGACCAGCAGGGAAAUAUAGUGUCGGGCGGGUACAAGUUCCACGGGGUGAUCACCACCUUUGAGAUGAUCAUGGCCGACUGUCCAGAGCUGAAGAAGAUCCACUGGCGCUGCGUGGUCAUCGACGAAGCCCACCGCCUCAAGAACCGCAACUGUAAACUCCUGGAGGGCCUCAAGCUCAUGAACCUGGAACACAAAGUCCUCCUGACGGGUACCCCUCUGCAGAACUCGGUGGAGGAGCUCUUCAGUCUUCUCAACUUCCUGGAGCCCCUACAGUUCCCCUCAGAGAGCCUCUUCCUAGAGGAGUUUGGAGAUCUGAAGACUGAGGAACAGGUGAAGAAGCUGCAGGCCAUCCUGAAGCCAAUGAUGCUGCGGCGGCUGAAGGACGACGUGGAGAAGAACCUGGCACCCAAGGAGGAGACCAUCAUUGAGGUGGAGCUCACCAACAUGCAGAAGAAGUACUACCGUGCCAUCCUUGAGAAGAACUUCACCUUCCUGGCCAAGGGGGCCAACCAGCAUAACAUGCCCAACCUCAUCAACACCAUGAUGGAGCUGCGCAAGUGCUGCAACCACCCCUACCUGAUCAAAGGUGCAGAGGAGAAGAUCCUGGAUAGCUUCAGGAAAACACACAGCCCCGAUGCCUGGGACUUCAACCUCCAGGCAAUGAUCCAGGCGGCGGGGAAGCUGGUGCUCAUCGACAAACUGCUGCCUAAGCUGAUUGCUGGCGGCCACAAGGUGCUGGUCUUCUCCCAGAUGGUGCGCUGCCUGGAUAUCCUGGAGGACUACCUCAUCCAGAGGAGGUACACAUAUGAGCGCAUCGAUGGCAGAGUGCGGGGGAACCUGCGCCAGGCUGCGAUUGACAGGUUCUGUAAGGUGGACUCAGACCGCUUUGUGUUCCUGCUGUGUACUCGUGCUGGGGGCCUAGGCAUCAACCUGACCGCUGCAGACACCUGCAUCAUAUUCGACUCGGACUGGAACCCCCAGAAUGACCUACAGGCCCAAGCUCGCUGCCACCGCAUCGGCCAGAGUAAAGCAGUAAAGGUGUACAGACUGAUCACUAGGAACUCCUAUGAGAGGGAGAUGUUUGACAAAGCCAGUCUGAAGCUGGGUCUAGACAAGGCCGUGCUGCAGGACAUCAAUCGAAAGGGCAGCCUCAAUGGGAUGCAGCAGAUGACCAAGAUUGAGGUGGAGGACCUGCUGAGGAAGGGGGCAUAUGGAGCGCUGAUGGACGAGGAGGACGAGGGCUCCAAGUUCUGCGAGGAGGACAUCGACCAGAUCCUGCAGCGCCGCACACAAACCAUCACCAUUGAGACAGAGGGCAAGGGCUCCACCUUCGCCAAGGCCAGCUUUGUGUCUUCUGGAAACAGAACUGAUAUUUCCCUGGACGAUCCCAACUUCUGGCAGAAAUGGGCCAAAAUAGCAGAGCUGGAGAUUGAUUCCAAAGCGGAGAAGGAGAGCCUGGUGAUUGACACGCCUCGUGUGAGGAAGCAGACACGCCACUAUAACUCGUUCGAGGAUGACGAGCUGAUGGAGUUCUCAGAGCUGGACAGCGACUCAGAAGAGAGGCCCUGUCGCACCCGCCGCCUCAGCGAGAGGAACAGACACUACCUCCGCGCCGAGUGCUUCCGCGUCGAGAAGAACCUGCUCAUAUUCGGCUGGGGUCGCUGGAAGGACAUCCUGACCCACGGGCGCUUCAAGUGGCAACUGGCCGAAUGUGACAUUGAGGUGCUGUGCCGGUCGCUGCUGGUCUACUGCGUGCGCCACUACAAGGGCGACGACAAGAUCAAGAGCUUUAUCUGGGACCUCAUCACACCCGCCAAGGAUGGCCAUAAACAGGACUUGCAGAACCACUCUGCAGGUCUGUCGGCCCCAGUGCCCAGGGGACGCAAGGGUAAGAAAUUAAAGAACCAGCUGAGUGUGCCUGAGAUGAAGCAUGCAGACUGGCUGGUAAACUGCAACCCAGAGGUGGUGCUGCAUGACGACAGCUACAAGAAACACCUCAAACAGCACUGCAACAAGGUACUUCUGAGGGUGAGGAUGCUGUACUACCUGAAGGCGGAGGUCCUGGGAGAGGCUGCUGCCCAGUUCCUGGAGGGUAUUCCUGCCAGUAAACUGGAGGUGGCACUGCCUGACAUCGACUACAUCGAGAUCCCAGCAGGCUGGUGGGAUGCAGAGGCAGAUAAGUCUCUCCUCAUAGGGGUACACAAACACGGGUACGAGCGGUACAACGCCAUGCGGGCCGACCCAGAGCUGUGUUUCUUGGAGAGGGUGGGCAUGCCUGAUGUCACAGCGCUCUCAGCCGAGCAGAGUGGAGGAGAGGUGAUGGCUGACCUCACUGACAGUAAUUGCAAAAGUGAUGACGUGAAAGACGAUCCUGAAAGCAAGCAAGAGGAGGGAGAGGAGGGAGUGGAAAGGGUUGAUAAUAAGGAUGAAACCAGCUCCAGCAAUGAUGCAAUGGACAAGCAUGACAUUGUUGUUCAAGACAUAGGACACAGGGUCCAGGAGGGCUUUGGCCAGGAAGAAUUGGGCCAGGAGGGCAUGGAGCUGAAGGGUCGCCCUCUGUGGCCCGCCGGCCCUAAUCUUACUGCCAGGCUGCGUCGCCUCAUCACAGCUUACCAGCGCUUCAUGCGGCGCGAGCCCCUGCGUCAUGACUUCUUGCUGCCAGGGGCAAGCCCAGGACCGAUGUCCUGGCAACUGGGGGAGGAGCUUAGGCACUGCACGGCAACCGCUGCCAAACCUGACCCUCUCUUCCUGGAGUGGCAGAGAAGGUGGGUGAUGAUGUCAGAGCAAAGGUGGACACGGCGUGAGCAAGCAGAUUUCUACCGCACCGUGUCGUCGUUCGGCGUGGUGUACGACCCGGAGAAGAAAACCUUUGACUGGAGUCAGUUCCGCUCCUUCGCCCGGCUGGAGAGGAAAACGGACGAGAGCCUGGAGAGAUACUUCAGCAGCUUUGUGUCCAUGUGCCGCACCGCCUGUAGAUUGCCCCCCAGGAAGGACGAAGGGCCUCUGGACCACAAUCUGUUUGUAGAGCCCAUCACGGAGGAGCGAGCAGCACGCACUCUCUACCGCAUCGAACUGCUGCGCAAGGUCAGAGAGCAGGUGCUGCGCCACCAGCUGCUGGGCCCACGGCUGCAACUGUGUCGGCCCAGCCUUUACCUGCCCGUGUGGUGGGAGUGUGGCAAACACGACCGCGACCUCCUGAUUGGGGCAGCCCGCCACGGUCUUAGCCGCACCGACUACUACAUCCUCAACGACCCGCAACUCUCCUUCCUGGAGGCCCACCGCAACUACGUCCAGAAGGAGAAUCACAAGGGCUACCAUCCUGGGGUGCACCACGCAGGCAUGACACCCUUGCCCCACCACCACCCCUGCUGCCUGUACGAAACGGGCCUCGGCCAAUGCCACUCUCCCCAGCCGCCGGAGUACCACCACCCAGCCACCCCCUCCUCCUCCUCGUCGAUCCAUGCCCAUUCUCACCCGCACAUCCACGUCCAUGGUCACCCGCCAGAGAUAGUGGGCACGGAUCCCGGGGGCAGCCUAGGUAUGGUGUCUGGGCCCAGGGAGAGCUUCCUGGACUGCCCCCCUCUGGAUGAGUCCUUAGAGUUGGCCUCACUGCAGCAAGAGGGCCUGGCCUCAGAUUCCCUCCAUUGCAAGUCUGCCAAGGAGGCCUUCAACGGGUUCCCCUUCAACUCAGCGCAGGGUGGCCAGAGCAUGCUCAACUCGUAUGGUGUGCAGGGGGAGCUGAAUGGCGAGCAGUCGACCGAAAUGGACCCUAUCAUCUCGGGCAAGCUGCGCAGCGACGUGUUGGUGGGGGAGCAGGGCUCCUCUGAGGAGACGGGCCUCAUGGCGCCCUCGCUGGAGCUGGACCAGGAGCUGCAGGCACCCUGGGAGAGCACGGACCACGCCGGCGCCGCAGACAUUUUCAACGACGCUGACCCUAUCCUGGGGGCGCCCACCCUUGAGACGGAGUUCCUGGACCCCGAAGAGCAGCCGGAAGAUGGGGGAAGGGAGGACAGAGCAGGGGGAGUGCUUGAUGACUGCCUGGGUAUCCCCCCCUCCCGGAGCGACCCAGGGGAACCGCUACCCUCCAGUUUUAUGCUGUUCAAGGACAUCGGCGUGAGCGAGGAGGAGCCUGCUGAGGAGCACACCGACCUCUCCACAAGCUGCCCUUCACCCUACGUCCCCCCUCCGCCCCUGUCGCUGUCCCAUAUGACCUUGUACCCCCACCACCAGGGUGAUGCCGAGGAGCCAGAGGAGAAGCUGAGCAACUCGGACGCCGUCGCCCACAUGCCCAGCUCCAAGGAGAGAGAGGCAGAGGAUGAUGUGGACUUUGAGUUUGACAAAGAGAUGUCUGUGGACAGUCUGUAUCUGGUGGGGCCGGAGCAGGGCCUGGAAGCAUCAGGUAUAUCAUGCGAGGACUCUCACCAAGAGGAGCCCUUCGAGGGUGCCUGCGAUGGGACGGGAAUGGGAUCUCCAGUAGAGUCAUUUGAGGCUGCUCUAGAGGGGCCAAGGGAAGAGACUUUAGAAAGGGACAUGGCCUUAGGGCCAGGGGAGGAGGGGCUUCUCGAAGGGCAGUUUGAAGAACCUCUGGAGAUGUCAGCCAUGGAUCCCCAGGAAGAGGAACCAGUGGAGGGGCCUCUGGAAGACUCUUGUAAAGACCCAGCACCAGAAGAACCAUUCGCAGGGCCAUUGGAGGAACGUUACGACGUAGAACCAGAAGGGGCCUCCGAGGGGCCUGCCGAAGCAGAGAGCACUUUCAGCGAACACACACUACCCACUGUUGAUGCAACAGACUCUCUGCCACCAUCCCCCUCAGUCCCCAUGUCCCAGCCUGAGCCACAGAUCAAACUGGAGUUCCCUCUGGACCCAGAGAGCUCUGAGAGCAAGUCGGACAUCCUGGAGCCUGACAGCACUGUCCUCACGCCCAAACUGGAGCAGACAAAGGGGCUGCUGGAAAUGAAGGACGAGAUCGAGGAUAGGCCCCAAAAAAGGGGGAAAACUCCAGCUUCCGUGGUGGACAGCUAUGUAGAGGUGGCACGGUUUGCAGCCCCCAUGUCCAUGUGUGAGAUGCCUGACAGUCUGCAGGACGCGAGGGAGCCGACCAUCGCCCAACUGCUGCAGGAGAAAGCCCUGUACUCCUUCUCUGAGUGGCCAAAGGACCGGGUGAUCAUCAACCGCCUGGACAGUAUAUGUCACGCCAUCUUGAAGGGGAAGUGGCCCUCGUCCAGCCAGCAGUAUGACUCUCCCAGCUCUCUGGCAAACACCUGUGUGCCCAACAGUGUGCACCAGAGGGCUAGCUUCAUCUCAACCAGGGUACAGCCAUCCCAGAACCUUAACUUCAACAUCCCAGCCCCUUCUGUCACCCGCCUGCCCAAGUACAAGCAAAGAGGUGCCGGAGAAUGCAGCCCAGGAGGCUGGAGGUUGACAUCCUUGCCUCUCUUGCAGGAGAGGCUGGUGGCGCCGCCCUAUCUGCCCGAACUAAAGCGGGGUAGGCGGUCGUUUGAGUACGAGGGCGUGGUGCUCAGCAAGCAGUGCCACUCAGGGGAGAAGAUGCCCCUAACGGUGCCGCACCGAGGCGGGGCGCUGCUGCUCAACGGCUGGCAGGAGGCGGCCAUGGACCUCUCCAAGGCCGGGGAUCUGGGCAUUGGGGGCGAAGUGGCAGCCACUAUAGACCACAUAAGCCACCAGGUCCACCCUAGUUCCCACAAACUGCCUGCCUUGGGCGCCAUGCAGAGUGUCAUUCAGAAUGCCAUGCAGGGCUCGGUGGGAGUAGACAUGGCCGGGAUCCUGCAAGCAGGUCUUAUCCACCCCGUCACCGGCCAAAUCGUCAAUGGCAACCUGAGGCGCGACGAUGCCUUCAUGCGCCGAAGGCGAGGCAGACGGAGAAACGUGGAGGCUGUCGACAUGGGGUUCGUCAAGAGCAGAGGAAUGCACGUGCCGGAACAACAGGGUAGGGUAGAAGUCAUCAGCCAUUCUGCGGUGUCGUCCACCUCCUCCCCACCGGAGUGCCCCCCGGGACCCUCCACACCCACCCAGCCAGAGGUGGUGGCCAUCGACAGAGAGGCUGCCAACAAGGGCCUGAUGGAAUGGCUGCGGCAGAAUCCUAACUACAACAUGGAACUGCCCACUUUUGCACCGUCUCCUGGCGCAGCGAUGUUGCACAGCUUUGUGGAGCGGCCCAAACAGCGGAGACAUCGCUGCAAAGACCCCACCAAGCUGGACAUCAACUCCCUAACAGGGGAGGAGAGGGUGCCCGUGGUCCACAGAAGCACUGGCCGCAGGCUUGGGGGUGCUAUGGCUCCAGCAAUCAAGGAGCUCUCCCGAUGGCUGGACGCGAAUACUGAGUACUACGUGGCACCCGACUGGGCAGAUGUUGUGAAACACUCUGGCUUUCUUCCCGAGGGAAAGUACACGCGCAUACUCACAGAGCCCGUGUGCCGUGACCAAGGGCCCCGCCGCCGGGGCCGUCGUCCUCGCAGCGAGAUGCCCAAGCCCCUCCUCUCGGAGUCACCCAUGGGCCCACUCUUCAUGAACGGCAGCCUGAUCGGCAGCAUGGACUUGGUCAGCCUCCAGAACCUCCGCAAUGUCCAGGGCAUCCCACUCACGGGCCUGAUGGGAUUCCCCCAUGGCUUCGCCGUGUCCGCUGGUGAAGAUGCCAAGAACGGCCUGAGCAUGCUUCCCAUGAUGCUCCACGGCAUACAUGGCUCCCCCCACAUGUUCAGUGUUCAGGGGCUGAUGGGGCAGCCGCCCACAAGCUCCGCUCCCACCUCCUCAGCGGCUGCAGUUAGCACCACUACGGCUUCCUCCACGGCCAGUAGCCCCUCACGAGGCCCCAGCCAGGCGUCUUCGAGCACACAGGCAGAUGGCUCCGGCAUGCAGUCUGACGGAGAGAGAAAGAGGGAGGACAAGCAGUCGACAGAGGAAAAGCAGCUAGGUGCGAUAGGCAGCCACAGCAUCGCAGCCAUCACCACUGCGGCGGCCAGCAGCAGCAGUGGCGUCAGCAGUAGCAGUGGCAGCCACCUGGCCUUCAACCCUUUCCUUGUUCCAGGGUUGUCCCAUGGACUGCUGUACCCCCACAUGUUCCUCCCACAUGGGGGCAUCAUGGCGCUGCCAGGCAUGCAGCCCACAGAGUCCUCCGGCAGCCCUAAGAGGAAGAAGAAAAGAACAAGGGAGGAAGGGGUGGUGGAGGAGGCAAGCAGCCACUUACAGACAGACAGUGGGCCUCCGAAAACACCCAGCGAUGGUCAGACUGGGGAGAGUACGGUUGACCAGGCCGGGCCGGAGGCUAGGGAGCAUCAGAUGGAGGACAACGUUCAGGAGGAGGUCACGGGACACGACUCCCAUGAGUCUCCAGAGGUCAACCCAGAGAAGAGCAUUGAAGAGGAGAGAGAAACAAAGGAGAAUAGAGUGAUGGAGGAGGAAAAACUGCCUGGAGAUGAGGAGGAGAGAGAGCCAAGGAGGGCACAGGAUUCACAAUAGACAUCUCCCUCUUUCUUACCGUGCAAAAGUGUAAAGUUUGUGGUGUGUAAGUUAAUGUUCCUGUAAAGACUUUUAUUAUCCACUUAAUGUUUAUAGAGCUCCUGCCCUGUAGCAAACUUGUGAUUAUGUUAUACUGUAUAUACCCACACAUGCUCCAUUCAAGAACUUCAUGAAAGUGAUGGACACUCCUGCAUGCAAACACACACUUGCAAGCAACUGAAGGGAGGACCUGCUAAUCAGUAUUACAUGGUUGUCACAGAUCAAGCAGCCUUGACGGUCUGCUGUAUCAUGAUCGUGGCACUUUAAAGCUGCAGUAUGUAACUUUUUGGGCAACCUGACCAAAUUCACAUAGAAAUGGGAGAUAUAGAUCUGUCAUUGUCAUUGAAAGCAAGUCUAAGAAGCGGUAGAUCUGUUCUGUGCACUACUUCUAUGCUCCCCGUUCUUAAGUUUUGUUUUUUGCGUCUUUUAUUUUGUUUUGUACACCAGCUUCAAACAGCUGAAAAUAAAACAUUUUUGGUUAUUGAAAGUACACUAUCGUUCAAAAGUUUGGGGUAGAAAUGUCCUUGUUUUUUAAAUAAAAGUGCAGUAUUGACAUUGUUAAUGUUGUAAAUUACUAUUGUAGCUGGAAACGGCUGAUUUAAAAAUAUAUAUAUAAAAACAUUUAUGGAAUAUCUACAUAGGCGUACAGAGGCCCAUUAUCAGCAACCAUCACUCCUGUGUUCCAAUGGCACGUUGUGUUAGCUAAUCCAAGUUUAUCCUUUUAAAAGGCUAAUUGAUCAUUAGAAAACCCUUUUGCAAUUAUGUUAGCACAGCUGAAAACACAGGAGUGAUGGUUGCUGAUAAUGGGCCUCUGUACGCCUAUGUAGAUAUUCCAUAAAAAUAAGCAGUUUCCAGUUUCCAGCUACAAAAGUCAUUUACAACAUUAAAUGUAAUGUCUACACUGUAUUUCUGAUCAAUUUGUUAUUUUAAUGGUCAGCUUUUCUUUCAAAAACAAGGACAUUUCUAAGUGACCCCAAACUUUUGAACGGUAAUGUAUAUUUCACAGCGGUUUAGAUUGAUCAAUGAUUCUGUACACAAUACAUUGCUUGUUUUGUCACGUAAAUGGAAAUUAGACAAACUAUUAGAAUUUUAGCAAACCGAAAAUGGCGGAGCAAUUUCUGCGUAUUACACCAUUUUAAGACGCUGGUUGCUAAAAGGUGAAUCUGGGGGAGGAUGUGUAAAUAUUUUUUCCAACCAAAAUAUGCUGACAGCACUCUUGGGUUCAAAGGCAGCUACAGUAUAGGGCUCGGUUGUGUUCAUUAAAAGGCACGCAAUGGGAAAACAUUGUAAAACAUUUUGCAGUGGAAAAUGAAAAUGAGCGUUUCUUAUCGGACAAGUCCAGGUAUUCCCUCCCUGUAUGUCCGUUUUGUUUUAAUCCAUUUUGUUGCCUAAUGAACAAACCAGAAUGAUGUAGCUGCCCAGGGACUACUGACCCCUCAGUUUCCUUGGUGUUAACAGGAUUAUAUGAAUAUCCCCCUAAAAUUGUUUCACAUCCUAAAGCCUGAAACUAAUGGCAAUUUGAAUUGACGGUCCUUCAAAAUGUGUUUAAUAUAAUAAUUCAUGAAUAAUUAUAUCAUUUUAAAAGCAAUGCGUGCAAGGUCACUUGCAGCCCCAAGGUGUACUGCUGCAAGUAAGUUAUUAAUAGGACAGUUUUGUCCAUCCCUAUUUGUUUUAUUGUUGCUGCUUUGUAAAAAAAAAUAUUAAAAAAAAGACAAAUUUUGAGAAAACAAUGUUACUAUACCCGAUCGAGAGAACACAUUGAGUACAACAAAAACAUAUAUAUAUAUAUGUGUGUAUGUUGUCAGUGUAUAUAUAUAUAUAUUAAACGGAAGGCAAAGAACAAUCCUGAGGUUUGAUAAUGUUUUUUUUUUUUAAUGUUAUUUUCACACAAUAGCCACUUUGAAGGAGGACCUAUUUCCAGUCUCACUGGGACUACUAGUCAUGUUAUUAGGUGGGCAAUAGCUUGGGACUUGGUCAGCUGUGCCAGUGUGCGGGAGCAGUGAAGAGGUGCCAUAGACAAAUCUGUCACAGAGGGCUCUGUUGAGAGCCAGUGCCUCACCGUUGAGGGACAAGCACACAGAGGGUAUUCUAGGGGAGAGGGGGGUAUGCAAAAUGAAUCUGUCCAUUGCCAUCUGUCUGUGUUAGGGAAAAGUUUGUCAUUUGAUCAGAUAGAUACUGUGUGCAAAGCAGUCGCAGAGUGCCUCGUUGUUUUAAAGGGUUCGUGGUCUCCUUUUCUUUCCUCAGAUGCAUUUUAAACUCCUGUAGACUAGCUCAUAUUAAUAUUUUUUUUAAAUGUAAAUCUAUUUAGCUGUAUAUUGCUGUUACUUUUUGUUUACAAGCACAUCACAUUUUUAGUUUACGACAUAUUGGGGCAAAUAGCUACUAGCUUCAGUACCAGUGUUUUCUUGUAUUUCACAAAAAUUGGUUCUGUGAAAGUUCCCAGAACAUUCGUUAGGUUGCGGCAAAUGUUCUCAUAAGACAAAAACUGUACAGUUAUGCUGAGGAUUAUACAAUGUUUGUAUAAAACAUUCGCCUGAUGUUGCAAGAACGUUCCUAGAACGUUGAGUUCUCAUCAUUCCCAGAACAUUGAGUUCUCAUUCAUCCCAAAAACAUUAACAGAAUGUUUUUGGGAUGUUAUCAUCCUAAUAAUAGAUAAAACCCUAACUCGAACUUAAUGGGAAUCUUUGCUAAUGUUCUGGAAAUCUUCACGGUUUUCUGGGUAUACUGUACUGUACUACACUAAAUGGAUGCAAAAGCAGAUUUUAAUCUAAAUUUCGUAACAGGGUCUGUUUUUUUAUGGGGGGGUUAUGUUUAAGACUUCGCUUCUAAGCGUAACAACUUCUGACUUCACAUUUUGUUUGUUUUCUAAUAUGAAAACAAUUUUUGCACAGUGUCCUUUUAGUGACUGUUUACCUGUAUUCUGCCUAUUAAUCUUUUAUUUGUGUGCGUGGAUGUGCACACUUAUACAACCUGGCCCGUGGGGGACAUUUCCUUGUUGAGCUGUAUUUCUAGCUCGUGUUGCUUUAGCGUCAAAUUUCUUCGUCGAAAGACAUUAUUUUUGCCUUGUCACAACUUUACUAUAUAAUUUAUUUGUUUUGCUUUGCCAAACCUUCACCAAAUAUGACACUUCUUUUUUUUUUUACUUUGUUGAUUAUAUUAAAAGUAAAAUGCCUUAUUUAGCUAGUGUUUUAUAUAUGGAUGUUUUGUUACAUCUCCAUAUUGGAAAUUAUAUAUAGCAACGUAUUUUGUUUGUUUUAAAAUGCCCCUUGAAUUGUAUGCAUACAUGAAAAACCAAGAUUUGGACUUAGUGUGGCAUCAGUCAGUGCAUUGUUAUGAGAUAAUCUUCCAAUGUUGUUUUCAUGGUCCAAAUCAAAAAGUUAUUCAAUCAAUCAUAAAAAAGCACAAUAUGGAGAACAACAAAUUACUUUUCUCAUCAGUGCCUCUGAGGUUUGAUAUUUUCCUCAUUUGUCAAACUUCCGCUGAUUACAUGUAUGUACAAUGCAUAUGGAAAUGAAUCAGAACCCUUCCUUUUUCCACAUUUUGUUACAUUACAGCCUAAUUCUAAAAUUGAUCGGAUGUAUUCUUUUGUCAUCAAUCUACACAUAAUGGAUGCCCCAAAAUGACAAAGCAACAACAGGUGCAUCCUGUUUCCAUUGAUCAUCCUUGAGAUGUUUCUAUAACUUGAUUGGAGUCUACUUGUGUUAAAUUCAAUUGAUUGGACAUGAUUUGGAAAGGCACACACCUGUCUAUAUAAAAGGUCCCACAGUUGACAGUGCAUGUCAGAGCAAAAACCAAGCCAUGAGGUUGAAGGAAUUGUCCGUAGAGUUCCGAGACAGGAUUGUGUCGAGGCACAGAUCUGGGGAAGGGUACCAAAAAAUGUUUGCAGCAUUGAAGGUCCCCAAGAACACAGUGGCCUCCAUCAUUCUUAAAUGGAAUAAGCUUUGAACCACCAAGACUUUUCAAGAGAUGGCAAACUGAGCAAUCGUGGGGAGAAGGUCCUUGGUAAGGGAGGUGGUAAACCCGAUGGUUACUCUGACAUAGGUCCUCUGUGGAGAUGGGAGAACCUUCCAGAAGGACAACCAUCUCUGCAGCACACACCAAUCAGGCCUUUAUGGUAGAGUGGCCAGAUGGAAACCACUCUUCAGUAAAAGGCAUAUGACAGCCUGCUUGGAGUUUGUUAGAAGGAACCUAAAGGUCUCUCAGGCCAUGAGAAACAAGAUUCUCUGGUCUAAUGAAACCAAGAUUUCUGAAUGUCAAGUGUCACGUCUGGAGGAAACCUGGCACCAUCCCUACGGUGAAGUAUGGUGAUUGCAGCAUCAUGUUGUGGGGAUUUUGUUCAGCAGCAGGGACUGAGAGACUGGUCAGGAUCGAGGGAAAGAUGAACGGAGAAAAAUAGAGAGAGAUCUUUGAUGAAAACCUGCUCCAGAGCGCUCAGACCGGGGCGAAGGUUCACCUUCCAACGGGACAACAACCUCAGCACACAUCCAAGACAAUGCAGGAGUGGCUUCAGGAUAAGUCUUUGAAUGUCUUUGAGUGGCCAGAUCCCAGACUUGAACCCAAUCGAACAUCUCUGGAGAGACCUGAAAAUAUCUGCAACGACUCUCCCGAUCCAACCUGACAGCACUUGAGAGGAUCUGCAGAGAAGAAUGGGAGAAACUCCCCAAAUACAGGUGUGCCAAGCUUGUAGCAUCAUACCCAAGAAGACUUUAGGCUGUAAUUGCUGCCGAAGGUGCUCCAACAAAGAGCCGUGUAUAAAUGGUCUGAAUACUUAUGUAAAUAUGAUUUGUGUUUUUUUUUAUUAUAAAUGUGCAAACAUUUCUAAAAACCUGUUUUUGCUUUCUCAUUAUGGGGUAUUGUGUGUAAAUUGAUGAAAAGCGGAACAACAAUUGAAUCAAUUUUAGAAUAAGGCUGUAACGUAACAAAAUGUGGAAAAACUCAGGCCUGAAUAGUUUCCGAAUGCUCUGUAUAUCCAGGCCGAAGUUACUCAUGCAUAAACAUCCCUGAACGUAUUCAAACCUCAUGUCAUGUAAUCAAUGUGAAGGAUACCAUGCAAUUCCUGAUUGAUCAUGUCUGAUAAGUGGCCCCUUAUUUCACUCAAACGACACGUUUUUCACAUGCUUAUAUUCACAUGAGGCCUUCAGUUUUCGUAAGGAGGUCAGGGGAACACAGUAUGUAUACAACUGAAGUGGGUGUGAUGUUAACCUAUGAUCAUCCAAUUGUAGACAUAUUCAGCAUGUUGGAUCCAAUAUUCCACUAACAUUUGCUGAGCAAUGUGUAUUCAGAUAGACAAGCAAACUGUUUUGGGGAAACAAGUAAUAUCCAACUCGUUAGUUUAAUUGAUCAAUCUUAUAAUCUCAUCAACACACCAGCCCACACCUAUUUCCUAUUACUUUGCUUGUAUGUGAAAACUUGGAAAAACAACUAAUUGGUGCAGUUGAAGGUCAAUUAAUAUUUAUUCAGUCUUCAUGUCAUAAAUGUUUUUACUGUGUGUUUUCUUUUCAGUUAGUCUUUGGUAAUUUAUGGUAAAGUCAGAUUGAUUUCAAGCAUGUAUCUCAUAUGUAUUUAUUGUACAAGUCUUAUCUAAGCAUUUUCAUGUUUAUGCCUGGUUUGUAACGUCAAAGGGUUCAGAGGGACAACAGUCCCGCUUCUAAGGCUUGCUGGCUCUUUUCAAAUUGUAGAAUGUGUAUUGUAUCUUUUUGCCAUCACCUGCGGCAAGAAUAGUUGAAAAAACAAAUGACAACUCGAUUUCCUGAAAAAAAGUGUAAUGCACUUAACGUGCCAUAGAUUGUGGGUCAUUGGGAUGGGGUCAGUUGUAUCCAUGUGAACUUUGGGCUGAAUUGUACUAUAACCUAUUUCUGCUGUCAGGUCAGACACUAGGUGUCAGACCCUAUACAUAAAUUCUGUAAAGUAUUUGCACUUCAGGGGAAAUAUACAGGCUCUGGCUUGCCAAUACCAUGCUGUGUGUGUUGUGAUUGCAUGCCUGGACAUGCUGGUUAUAUAGGCCCUGACAAUUGCCACAAUCCAAGUUACAGAGAUGGCAGACCACUCUGACUGUGUGUGUCUGCAUGCACGCUUCAAGGUUCUGUUCAACAGCUGCUUGAAUAAGGACCUUUGACAGAUUAGGACAUUCAUUUUCAGCUCAUGCAGUCAAAGCCAGCGUUCACUAAAUGGGUGUACUGAAGCUCUAGCUACAUUGUGGGAAUAUCAUGCUACAAAACAAAAGUACUGUCUGACAUCGGCAACAUUCACAGUUGUGGAUUACAUUUUUUUUUUUUGAAAUAGGUCCAAUAUUCCCAUAUGGACCAAUCACUUAACUCAAAACAUGGUAUGUGAUAUUUUAUUGUGCAAUAAAAGAUUACUUUCAACUUUCA